AGGUGGAAAAUCCAAGGAGUUAGAAGUCCCAGGCCCGUGCUUGCUGUGUGACUUCAGGGCGCCUAGUGAACUGGUUACUUCAUCGUAUGCUGACCUGUUCCCCACAGCAUAGAGACCGACUACUAGGUUGUCUUUCUUAAGAUGUUCUUGAAUGAAAGAAGUAAAGACUAGAAGAGGAGGAGGAAGACUUGGGUAAGGAAGGCACACGACUUUGACCUGCCCAACCAGGGAGAACAGAAUGCUGCUCUUCUGCCACCUUCUAGCUGUGGCCAUUCUUCAGAUCUUGAUCAUCUCAGAGAACUGGGUGUUUGCUAAGAACAUCAACUUCUACAAUGUGAGGCCCCCUCUUGAUCCCACACCAUUCCCGAACAGUUUCAAGUGUUUUACUUGUGAAAAUGCAGCGGACAAUUAUAACUGCAAUCGAUGGGCAGAAGACAAGUGGUGUCCGCAGGACACACAGUAUUGUUUGACGGUUCAUCACUUCACCAGCCAUGGAAGAAGUACAUCCAUCACUAAAAAGUGUGCCUCUAAAAAUGAAUGCCAUUUUGUUGGCUGCCGACACAGCCGAGAUUCAGAACAUACGGAGUGUAGGUCUUGCUGUGAAGGAAUGAUCUGCAAUGUAGAGUUGCCCACCAACCACACAAAUGCAGUCUUCGCUGUAAUGCACGCGCAGAGGACGUCUGGCAGCAGUGUUCCCGGUGUCCCCAGACCCUCCCUCCUGGUGCUGGCCUGGGUCUUCAUGCUUCCCUUGCUAUGAUGUUGCUGUUCCCAAAAGGAGCAGAGACCAGCAAUGUAAUGGACAGAAACAGUGGAGCAGCAAGCUCUGGAGCGAGGGCCCAUAUUGCACUUGAUAAAGAAGACACAAUGGACUGCAAAGUAGAAGGCAAAGGUUUGCUUUGCUGAAAUGCUCCUGCAUGAGGUCACAGCAUGGAGCAUGAGGACUUGGUAGGAACCAAGAGGACUACCUACCUUCCAGUGUUCUGGUCUAGGGAUGCUGCAUUCUAUAAGUUCUACAGGAGAUCCGACCAGUAUUGUUGACAGCAACCGUAGCUUGAUAAGCCCUGGCCUGACCAGGCCUUCACCUGGAAGGACUUUUUGACCUCAUGAACUCCCUCAGAGGCUGCUGGAUCAGACUCUCUAGUUUCUGUGGCUAGCUCAGAGCAUCUCUGAGAUGUAACCCUUCUGCCCAUGGGAAAGCAGUCUCUACUGUGUUAAUGUUCCAUUACUGUAACAAGUACCUGAGACGAUCCAUUUAUAAAGAUAAAUGGUUUGUUUGGGCUCACAGUUUUGGAGAUUGCAGUAUAUACUGGUUUAGGGCCUAUGUUAAGAGAGUGAGUAGCCACUCAGAAUAGAAACUUGAAAGGGGGAGAGGAUGAGCUGGAGAGAUGUCUCAGCAGUUAAGGGCAGUGACUGAUCUCCGGAAGGAGCCAGGUUUGAUUCUCAGCACUCAUAACUGAUAACUCCAGUGCCAGGAGAUCCAUUACUCUCUUCUGGCCUCUGUGAGUACUGCAGAUGCACAGACAUACAGGCAGGUAAAACACCCAUAUACAUAGUUCUUUCCUUUAUUAUAAAGAAAACAGAAAAAGAGAAAGAAUCAGGGGUGGGAAAGAGAGCAUGCACAUAAGAUUCUACAGUACCCUUCAAGGUCACGUUCCCAAUGUCCUAAAUCCUACUAGACCCCAUUUCCUAAAGACUCAACCACCUCCUUAAUGGCACCAAUGGGCUGAGGACCAAAACUUUAACCCUGUAACAGUCAAGAUUCAAACAAUAGUGCCCACUAACCACCUAGUCAAUGUAAAAGGCAGCUGUAGGAGGGCAAUUUCCAGUUAAAAUUCUACGACUCCAUUUGCCAGUUACGGGGUGGUUGGGGGUGGGGUGCAAACCUUUGAGUUCUAUAGUGUAAUGCAUGCUGCGUGUUUCUUGACAACGUGGAGGCCUCUAAUGAAGCACAUUUACCAGUGUCACUAAAUUUGUGUUUCCAGGCACCAUGGGUGAUACAUGCUGUCUGAACGAAUAAAAUUUUAUGAUGAUGUGA
Arvicanthis niloticus (Nile rat) is the source of this 2035-nucleotide messenger RNA. It is a transcript of the gene Lypd6b, whose product is annotated as LY6/PLAUR domain containing 6B. Gene Ontology annotation, molecular function: acetylcholine receptor regulator activity. The record is from RefSeq and is a predicted model, not a curated record. NCBI's taxonomy places the organism in Eukaryota, Metazoa, Chordata, Mammalia, Rodentia, Muridae.